AUGGCCUCCGACAACGCCGGGUUGCACUUCGCGUCACCCAGUGCCCAGCCGCUCUUGCACAACCACCUCACAUCUGACUUUGACAUCUCGCGGGCAAAAGACCCUUCGCCGAAAGACUUCUCCGCCGUGACAGAACGGGCCUUGGAGGAUGGCGACACUUCUGAUUUGGACAGCGACGCCUCGUUAGCAUUCCACCCCACCUUCUGGGGCCGUUGUCUGAUGGCGGUACGCAGGAGGCGGCCGUCUCUUCCACAUGCAGGUUUUGAAGCUGCCCAUCUACCAGCCUUUGAGAAGAGGAGGAGAGUAAGAAAGUACGUGUGGAGGAAGAGACAUGGCGCAUGGGCAUGUCUAGGAGCAGUGGGCUUCGUCGUCUUCUUCUUUGGCUGCGUUCACGUUGUCAACGUCUUCCUCGGCUAUCUCCCCCCGCUCCACGAUGACCCUGCUGCCGUUGUCCUGGACUGGAACCGCCCCGAUCAAGCCAACACAGACAUGACCUCGUAUCUGCUUGACAUCACCAAAGACGUAACCCCUAUCCCUUGCCACUCCCACAACGACUACUGGCGUCGUGUGCCCCUCUACGAUGCUCUCCGCUGGGGCUGUUCUGGCGUGGAAGCCGACGUAUGGCUCUUCAACGAAGAUCUCUUUGUCGGUCAUAGCACCCAUGCACUCACCCAGGACCGUACCUUCCGCUCCAUGUACGUGGACCCACUCGUCAAGAUGCUUGACCACAAGAACGACAACACCACCCUGCUCUCCGCCGUGGACGUCAACGCAACCGCCAAAGUCGGCGUAUUCGACACAGCACCAGCACACACCCUCGUGCUCCUUGUCGACUUCAAAAACGACGGCUCGCAAAUCUUCCCCUAUGUAUCUAGCCAACUCUCCGCUUUGCGAGAAAAGGGCUACCUGACCUACUACGACGGCGAGAAGACGGUCCAGGGCCCUAUCACCGUCGUCGCAACCGGCAACGCGCCCUUCGACAUGGUAGCGGCCAACACGACCUACCGCGACAUCUUCUUCGACGCGCCGCUCGACCGGCUGUACGUCGAGCCGCAAGGCGAAGAAGGCCAGGACCAGACGCAGUACGACGACCCGGCCGCCGCCAGCGCCGCACCCGUAAGCACCAGCGGCCAAGGUACCGUAGGCACAACGCCCAGCUCGCACUUUGACAGCAGCAACUCAUUCUACGCCUCGACCAACUUCAAAAAGAGCGUCGGCCACAUCUGGUUCGGCCGGCUGACGCCCAAGCAGCGCCACAUCAUCCGCGGCCAGGUCCAGGGCGCCCACGACCGCGGCCUCAAGGUCCGCUACUGGGACGCUCCCAAGUGGCCCAUUGCCCUGCGCAACCGCGUCUGGUGGGACCUGGUCGAUCUGGGCGUCGACUACAUCAACGGCGACGAUCUCGUCGGUAUGACCAGGUUCGACUGGAGCGUUCAUCGCCACUGGAGUUGGUUGGAGUAG
Molecule: messenger RNA, 1461 nt
Organism: Ascochyta rabiei
Lineage: Eukaryota; Fungi; Ascomycota; Dothideomycetes; Pleosporales; Didymellaceae
Product: Altered inheritance of mitochondria protein 6
Exons: 2
Coding region: 1-1461 (486 amino acids)
Biological process (GO): lipid metabolic process
Molecular function (GO): phosphoric diester hydrolase activity
Source: RefSeq, a predicted model, not a curated record